Molecule: messenger RNA, 700 nt
Organism: Myxocyprinus asiaticus (Chinese sucker)
Lineage: Eukaryota; Metazoa; Chordata; Actinopteri; Cypriniformes; Catostomidae
Gene: npvf
Product: neuropeptide VF precursor
Exons: 4
Coding region: 41-628 (195 amino acids)
Biological process (GO): neuropeptide signaling pathway; negative regulation of gonadotropin secretion
Molecular function (GO): signaling receptor binding
Source: RefSeq, a predicted model, not a curated record
CUCCUGACUGGCAGAAACAUGUUGACCUCUGCAGAGAUGGAUGACUCUAAGCUCUUGCAGUAGAGCCCUUGGGAUCCUGAGCAGCUUGAUGCUGAGGGAGGUUACUGCUCUCAAAUUGCCCCUUACAGGUGACAGUGAUCCUAAUAGAUUUACAUGGGGGGAGUUUCCAGAGAACGCUCAAGAGAUUCCACGGAGUCUAGAGAUCGAGGACUUUACUCUUGAUGUAGCCCCAACCAGUGGUCGUGUGAGCUCACCCACCAUCCUUCGACUUCACCCGUUAACUGCAAAACCAGCGCACCUGCACGCCAAUCUACCGCUUCGCUUCGGACGGGAUGCGCAGGCGGGUGCAGGUGACCGCGCGCCCAAGUCCACCAUCAACCUCCCUCAGCGGUUCGGACGGUCCUGCACUAUGUGUGCGCGCUCAGGGACUGGACCCUCAGCAACCCUACCGCAAAGGUUCGGGAGGAGGAACGUAUUCACUGUAACCCCCUUUCAUGCCUUGACUUUGUACACACGUACACCUGAAGCACCAUUCCCAAAAGAAAGGACUCAAGUCCGCGACUACCUGUUUGAAACAGAAGACUCAGAAGAAACUGCAAAGAGCACAGAAUACACGGCUCUAGACUAAUGGAGCCCAGCGGUUGAUGUGAGAUGUUUUGUUCGUGAGUGUUAUGAAGUGAUGUAUGUGCAUCUGUACUUG